Astyanax mexicanus (Mexican tetra) is the source of this 3252-nucleotide messenger RNA. RefSeq names its product nuclear receptor subfamily 2, group F, member 5 (gene nr2f5). Gene Ontology annotation, biological process: cell differentiation; anatomical structure development; regulation of transcription by RNA polymerase II. The transcript has 4 exons. The coding region runs from base 830 to 2041 and encodes 403 amino acids. Lineage: Eukaryota; Metazoa; Chordata; Actinopteri; Characiformes; Acestrorhamphidae. Gene Ontology annotation, molecular function: nuclear receptor activity; zinc ion binding; RNA polymerase II cis-regulatory region sequence-specific DNA binding. The record is from RefSeq and is a predicted model, not a curated record.
GGGAGAGACGGACUGACAGCCGGAGGGAGCGCCGCGCAGCUCGAGCUGGACAAAGAUCGCGCUCGUUUUUACACUGAUUUUCGCCGUUUCGUGGCUGACGGAUGCUUGUUUGCGAACUUUGUACGCUUUGAUCUUCCUGUUUUUUUAUUGAAAGCGUUGUUUCUUUUACACUUUUCUACGCAAAAAAGAACAAAACGAAAUUUUGCGCCUUUCGUGCUUUUUUCGCGCUUUUACCGGACAAAUAUCACCACUGGUCGCUUGUUUGCUCCACUUUGGACAUCAGUUUUCACCCCGUUUUAAACACAUUAGUAACAAUACGCAAUACGCAAUACGCCUCGGAGUUAACUACAGCGUGACCAGCUGUAGAGGUAACGUAGCUAUACAGCCGUGUUGCAUGCUGUGUUUGCAUGCGUGCAUGCACGCGAGCGCGCGUGUUUUUUGGGUGGAUUUUCACGUGCCAAUCGUGCACGACCAUGCCACCGGCGCGCACGCAUUGGAAAGUUCCCAAACGAGUCGUUUGAUUAGCGGCGCGAGCGCGGUGUGCACGGUUUGUGCGGUUUGAAGUGUUCGCACGCGUUGCAGACAGCGUUAAAGAAGCGUGCAUAUCUGAGCGUUUUCUGUGCAUUUGAGUUCAUUUCGAGGAGGGCUUGUGGAAAAGCCUCGAAUUGCUUUUUUAUUGCAUUUAUUUGCAUUGCAUUGUAUUGUGCAUUUUUGGGGCACAGGACAUCAGAUCGGAUAACUUAAAAAAAAAAAAAACAAACAAACUUAAUAAAGAUCCCCAUCUGCCCCACCGUCCUUCCCUAUCCCACCCAACCUGUACCGGGAUAGCAUGGCAAUGGUAGUAAACCAGUGGCAGGAGAACAUUUCGGCGGACCCCGGCUCGCAGCUCCAGCUGUGCGGCCAGGAGCCCGGCGGCACCCCGGGGACGCCGUCCGGGUCCACGCCGGGCAACGACGCGCUCUCCGCGGACAAGAUCCCCAACGUGGACUGCAUGGUGUGCGGGGACAAGUCCAGCGGGAAGCACUACGGCCAGUUCACCUGCGAGGGCUGCAAGAGCUUCUUCAAGCGCUCCGUGCGGCGGAACCUCAGCUACACGUGCCGCGGAAACCGGGACUGCCCCAUCGACCAGCACCACCGCAACCAGUGCCAGUACUGCCGCCUGAAGAAGUGCCUGAAGGUCGGCAUGAGGAGAGAGGCCGUCCAGCGAGGCCGCAUGUCCAGCUCACAGUCCAGUCCAGGCCAGUACCUAACCAACGGCAACGAACCAUACAAUGGCCAGCCGUAUCUGUCCGGCUUCAUCUCCCUGCUGCUGCGGGCCGAGCCUUACCCCACCUCUCGUUACGGGGCCCAGUGCAUGCAGUCCAACAACCUCAUGGGCAUCGAGAACAUCUGUGAGCUGGCGGCUCGUCUGCUCUUCAGUGCAGUGGAAUGGGCCAAGAACAUCCCCUUCUUUCCUGACCUGCAACUCAUGGACCAGGUGGCGCUGUUGCGCAUGUCGUGGAGUGAGCUGUUUGUGCUGAAUGCGGCGCAAUGCUCCAUGCCUCUGCAUGUAGCGCCUCUGCUGGCCGCCGCUGGCCUACACGCCUCCCCCAUGUCGGCGGAGCGCGUGGUGGCCUUCAUGGACCAUAUCCGCGUCUUCCAGGAGCAAGUGGAGAAACUGAAGGCUCUGCAGGUGGACACGGCCGAGUACUCCUGCCUGAAGUCCAUCGUGCUCUUCACCUCAGAUGCCAUGGGUCUGUCUGACGUCGCCCACGUGGAGAGCAUCCAGGAGAAGUCACAGUGUGCUCUGGAAGAGUACGUACGAAACCAGUACCCCAACCAGCCCAACCGCUUCGGCCGACUGCUGCUCAGGCUGCCGUCUCUGCGCAUCGUCUCCUCUCCUGUCAUCGAGCAGCUCUUCUUCGUCCGCCUGGUGGGCAAGACGCCCAUCGAGACCCUCCUGAGGGACAUGCUGCUGUCUGGCUCCAGCUACAACUGGCCCUACAUGCCCGUCCAGAGGGACCGUCCAAUCUCCCUCCACUACAACGAAAACGGACCCUGAUCUCGCCUCCUCGGUGGGGUCACAGCCAAUAGGUAGACUCUUGUUUGUUGGCCACGCCCCACUUCAGCACCCAAUCAGCACCACUCGCUUUUCUGGCGCUCCAGUCACCAGUUCCAGCGGUCAGGAAUGGAACUCGCCGUAUUUUCGGCCGGCCUUUCAGAGCCUUUGUCUGACUCUUUCUCUCUUUGAAAGCGAUUGCGAAGAGAUUUACGUUCACGAUCUCUACGUUUACGAUCUCUACGUUACGUGACUUGAGGACUUCACUUAAAGCACUGUCUGACUCAAAAAGGGCUGAGUCCAUUCCUGAUUUUCACACAAACCAGAAGCCAUUAAAGCCGAUGCCAAAAUGUGUCCAUUUUUUCUUUCGUUUCUGUUUUUUUUUGUUGGACAUUUUGAGAAAGUCUGUACUUGGGUUGGGGGCUUGUCUCAAGACUGUAUAGAUCAAUCUGUUUGUGGGUGGAGAACUUUAAUGUAUUGAAAGGGGGCUGAAUUUGAGGAAAAGGACUGACGGAAGUUAACAGUACAACCCUACCAACAAAAAAAACUGAGAGGUCACACCGAGGUCACACAGCCAUUGCCAAAGCCGAAACGGCGUAUGAACUGUGCCGAACUUUUGCCAGUACUGGCCACAAACGUCUAUUUCGGUUUGUCCUCGACGUCAACACUUGUGUUUUAAAUCUCUGAAGGAGUCUGAAGAUGUGAAAGAGGCACUUGAUAUUUGAAACCAGCCAGGCACCCCCCCUCCCUCUCUCUCUCUAUGCUCUUUCCAGCUACCACCAAAAAUUCAGCACGGCUAGAUAGACACACUGUAGUUGCCAUGUAAGGUCUGUCUGUAAUGCUUACUGUAAAAGUUCUCAGUCUCCUCUUCCUUAAAUCGAGGAAAACACUGAAACGUAUAUCAGAACCUCAGCGAACAUGUAUAGUCGGCUCUCCUGGCCAGGGCGCCUCUGCUGUAUGUAGCAAUAGAUAUAUCGCAAAUAUUUUGAUAUCCUUCUAGCAGUUGGUUUGACUAUGUCGAAAUCCAGUCGUCACAGUUUUAAACAUGGCACUACAGCUUUUCAAAGGCAACGUUUGGAUCUAUAAGCCAUAGGGGCCUUGGAAAGCAGGACCUGUUGUAUUAGUUCACAGAAUAUUUCUAUAAGAGUUUUUGUUUUCUGUACUUUAGGUUUGAAAAAAAAAUGAAUCAAUUGAAUAAAAGCUGUUGUUCACAA